AUGCUCCAGCCUGAAAUAGAACACAAUGCACCUUUGCAAAAAUACUCCAUGUGUCGACGAGUUUGCGCUCUCAUCGUGCUCUGGUUAUAUUGUUGUAUGUCCUAUUGCGAUCGCUACACUAUCGCUGGAGUUUUAUCAGAAGUGAAAGAAGUGUUCGAUCUAAACCACACCAACUCGGCCUGGUUGACGACUAUUUUUCUUAUUUCUUACAUGUCCUUCGCCCCCAUCAUCGGCUACUUGGGCGACCGAUUCGACCGAAAGUGGCUGCUCAUCAUCGGCCUGCUUUGCCAAAUCAGCACCAAUCUUGCGGGCUCGACGGCGACGACGUUUGGAGGUUUACUCACAUCUCGAUUUUUCCUUGGCGUUUCUGAGUGUGUCUUCAAUGUCAUCGCUGUGCCGUUUAUCAGUGACUUAUUUGGACCGAAGACGAGAACUUAUGCCAUUCAGGCUUUGUCUACUGCCACCCCUAUUGGAGGAGGACUUGGUUACGUUAUCGGCGCUGAGGCUUCUUCGACCUUUGGAGGGUGGUACUGGGCCCUCCGCGUUACAACACCUAUCACUGCCUUUAUCGCCGUUUUGAUGAUGUUCAUCUUGCCUUUUCAACUAAAGCGCGGAGCCAUGGAGCCGAACAUGAUUACCGCCAAGGAAGAAUAUCUCACCGACCUCAAAUACUUCCUCAAUGUGAAGACAUACGUAUACACCGUGACUGGCAGCGCCUGCACGAACGCAAUGAUCGGCAUCGCAACGCUUUGGCUACCCGAUAUGUUUUCACAAGUAGCAGUUCUAGCGCACGAACUGAAACCAUGCGCGCACCCACCUUGCGAAUUUGAAGAAAUUAACUUGAAAUUCGGCGCCUUGACCGUAGUUGCUGGACUACUCGGAGGAUUACUAGGAAUUUAUUUGUCUCGACUGGGACGAAAAUUAGGAAAUAAACUUAUUGAGCCUGAGCUCUGUGGUUAUGGCAAUCUUGUAUCGACUAUGUCUAUUGCCAUAAUGCUCCUUUUUAUGAUGAUCUACCGAAAGUUGAGCUGGGUUAUGGCUUUUCUAGCCCUGACUGGGAGCUCUAUCAACUGGGGACUCUCAUGUGAAAUAGUUAUGUCUGUCAUUCCUCCACGGAAACGAUCAACUGGCAAAGCCUUUUUUAAUAUUAUUAGUCAUGCGCUUGGUGACGCCCCCUCGCCUAUCAUCGUUGGUGCCGUGGCUGAUAUGAUAAGAAAAUACAGAGAUGGUGACCGAGACACCUAUCUUGCUGAAUUCCGCUCUAUGCAGUCAGCAUUCGUUAUUUUUGCACCUCUCUUCACGGUGAUAUCCGCGAUCUUAUACUUUGCCGCUGCCAGAUCCCUUAUCGCUGACCAAAAAGCCCUCGAACAAAAGAAAGAAUCUCAGAGUACGACUCUGUUCUAG
Oikopleura dioica is the source of this 1404-nucleotide messenger RNA. NCBI's taxonomy places the organism in Eukaryota, Metazoa, Chordata, Appendicularia, Copelata, Oikopleuridae. The record is from the annotation of a GenBank genome assembly.